AUGAUUCAAUUAAUAAUGUUAUUAAUCCUAGUUAUUUGUGUUUUAGUUGGGGUAGCUUUUUUUACUUUAUUUGAACGAAAGCUUUUAGGUUACAUUCAACUACGGAAAGGGCCUAAUAAAGUAGGGCUAGUCGGGAUCUUGCAACCAUUUGCAGAUGCUAUUAAGUUAUUUUCAAAAGAACAUUUACCCCCCUCUUAUUCAAAUUACUUGCCCUUUUUAAUAGCACCGUGUUUAAGUUUAGGGUUAGCUUUAUUAGUGUGGACAAGAACACCUUCUGAUUUUAAUUUGCUCUCGUUUGGAAUAAGUGUUUUAUUUUUUUUAUGUUGUAUAAGAUUAGGGGUUUAUAGUUUAUUAGCAGCCGGUUGAAGUUCAAAUUCUAAAUAUUCUUUAUUUGGAGCUUUACGAGGGGUUGCACAGACUAUUUCUUAUGAGGUAAGCUUAGUUUUAAUUUUAUUGACUCCUUUACUAGUAAUUUUAGGUUACGAGUUAAGUUUGUUUUCUUACUUCCAAUCAAAAAUAUGAUUUAUUUUAUUAUUUCCUUUUAAUUCAAUUAUUUGAUUAAUCUCCUGCCUUGCGGAGACUAAUCGAACUCCUUUUGAUUUCGCGGAGGGGGAAUCUGAACUUGUGUCGGGUUACAAUACAGAGUAUAGAAGAGGAGGAUUUGCUUUAAUUAUAUUAGGUGAAUACACAAGAAUUUUAUUUAUAUCUUUCCUUUUUGUUUUGAUUUUCCUUGGGGGAAGAACUGGGUUUAGAUUCAUAUUUAAAUUAAUAAUAUUAGCCUUUAUUUUUGUCUGGGUUCGUGGAACUCUCCCCCGUUUUCGAUAUGAUAAACUUAUAUAUUUAGCUUGGAAAUCUUUUUUACCUUUUUCUCUUAUUUAUUUAAUCUUUAUGGGGGGAAUUUUAAUUUUAUUAUUUAGUGAGAGGAAAGAAUGUUAA
Molecule: messenger RNA, 936 nt
Organism: Daphnia carinata
Lineage: Eukaryota; Metazoa; Arthropoda; Branchiopoda; Diplostraca; Daphniidae
Source: the annotation of a RefSeq genome assembly